AUGAAUCGCCCCGAGCACCACGUGGCCAGGCGAGGCGGGAUUAAUACAGCGUCGCCAAAGAAAUGGCAGUUCCCCUCAUUGCAGAUCUUGGUUUUGUGGUCAAUUGGCUUCUCGUCACAGAACACCUCCCGCCAGGGUGAGGAUGGAAUUGCUCUUGUAAUCAUCGCGGGCAAGUGCAAGCCGGCUGGUGCGGAUAGCAACGGCGGAAAAGGAAACAAAGGGGAAGAAGGAGGAGGCAGAGGCAGCCCCAAGAGUAAAGAUCAGAGAGUGAAUGAAAAAAACGGGGUUCUCAAGCAGGUGAAGUUCUCAGUGUCAGCGAUCCAUUUGUGUCUCAUCGCUUCUUGUCGAAAGCAGGCAGUUGCCAAAGUCCCUCAGUAG
Molecule: messenger RNA, 378 nt
Organism: Trypanosoma rangeli
Lineage: Eukaryota; Euglenozoa; Kinetoplastea; Trypanosomatida; Trypanosomatidae
Exons: 1
Coding region: 1-378 (125 amino acids)
Source: RefSeq, a predicted model, not a curated record